Molecule: messenger RNA, 3180 nt
Organism: Cyprinodon tularosa
Lineage: Eukaryota; Metazoa; Chordata; Actinopteri; Cyprinodontiformes; Cyprinodontidae
Exons: 3
Coding region: 1-3180 (1059 amino acids)
Molecular function (GO): 2-oxoglutarate-dependent dioxygenase activity; methyltransferase activity
Source: RefSeq, a predicted model, not a curated record
AUGGCUGGAUUAAGUUUUGCGACUCUUUUCCGCGUUCUUCUGUUACUUUUUUUACUUUUUGUAACUGAGAGCGUUGCAAGCAGUAGCGGGGGCAUUGUUUACACGCGUGAUCAGCUGAUUGCUCUGUGUAAGCCCACGCUGCUGCCCGGAGACAGGCCUGUGGUCCCGGAGGAGUUACGGAGGAGACGCCGGGGUUGCAGAGCUGGAACCAAGCGGAGGGAGAAAAGGAGAAGACAUAGGCCAGCGGUCCCAGCGAUAAUAAUGGGAAAUGUGAGGUCUUUGGCGAACAAGACGGACGAGCUCUCAGCGCUGGUGAGGACUCAACGGGAAUACAGCGAGUGUAGCUUAUUUUGCUUCAGUGAGACUUGGCUACACUCCAACAUCCCGGACAGCAGUGUGGAGGUCACCGGUUACAGUUUGGUACGUGGAGACAGAGACUGUUCUAAAAGUGGGAAGAAGAAAGGCCGCGGGCUUGUACUUUAUGUGAGUGAGAGGUGGUGCAACCCUGGACAUGUCAGAGUGAAGGAACGUCUCUGUACCCCGGACAUUGAACUGCUGGCUGUGGGAUUGCGCCCGUAUUAUUUGCCAAGGGAGUUUACAUCUACCAUUGUUAUUGCUGUCUACAUCCCACCAUCAGCUGAUGCAGCGGUGGCCUGUGACGUCAUCAGCUCCGCCGCUGCUAAACUGCAGACUGAUCAUCCAGAUGCGUUCAUGGUUAUUACUGGUGAUUUCAAUCAUGCCUCACUGAACAAUACUCUCAGUAACUUUCACCAGUAUGUUAACUGCCCCACCAGAGACAAUAAAACACUGGAUUUAUUAUACACCAAUACCAUGGAUGCAUAUGAAGCCGCAGCCCUCCCUCCCCUCGGCAGGUCAGACCACAACCUGGUCUUGAUGACCCCGAAGUAUGUCCCACUUGUGAAAAGGCAGCCGGUGCACACCAGGGUGGUGAGGAGGUGGACACCAGAGGCUGCUGAGGCACUGCAGGACUGCUUCGAGUCCACAGACUGGGACGUGUUAUGUGAGCCACAUGGGGAGGACAUCGAUGGGAUGACCAACUGCGUUACGGAUUACAUCAGAUUCUGCGAGGACACCACCAUGCCAGCCAGGACCGUCCAGUGCUUCCCUAACAACAAGCCCUGGAUUUCCAGUGACCUGAAGGAACUUCUGAACAAAAAGAAGAAGGCUUUCAGGUCUGGAGACAGAGAGGAGCUGAGGAGAGUACAGCACGAACUCAGGGACAUGCUGAGGAUGUGCAAGGACAAUUAUAGGAGGAAGCUGGAGGCCAAACUCCAACAAAACAGUGUGAGGGACGUGUGGGCUGGAAUGAAGUACAUCACGGGGAUGAAGGGGAAGGACAGGCAGACACCUGGGAGCCUGGAUAGAGCGAACCAGUUCAACCAGUUUUUUAACAGGUUUAGCUCAGCUCCAGCCCCCCACACACUCACACUGUCCCAAAUGGCUCAACCCUCCCCCCAGCCUUCUCCUGUACAGCACCUCUCCACCACCACCCUCCCCUCCUCCUCCUCCACUGAGGACAUCUGCACCAACCCCCGUGUGACUACAGGCCAGGUUAAGAGGCAGCUGGAAAGACUACAUCAACGCAAGGCUGCAGGCCCUGAUGGCAUCACACCCAGGAUCCUGAAGACCUGCGCCAGCCAGCUGUCUCCUGUACUGGGACAUCUCUACAACCUCAGCCUGAGUCAGGAGAAAGUCCCGUUGCUGUGGAAGACGUCGUGCUUGGUUCCUGUCCCCAAGAAGCCGAGGCCAUCCGACCCAGCAGACUACAGACCGGUCGCCCUCACAUCACAUGUGAUGAAGGUCCUGGAGAGACUGGUCUUAGCCCAGCUGAGGCCACAGGUGAGGACGUUUCUGGACCCUUUGCAGUUUGCCUACCAGUCCCACUUAGGAGUCGACGAUGCUGUCAUUUACUUGCUGCAACGAGCCCAUUUGCAUCUGGAUGGUGGAGGAGGCACUGUGAGGAUCACUUUCCUUGAUUUCUCCAGUGCUUUCAACACCAUUCAGCCUCUGCUGCUGGGUGAGAAGCUGCGGGUGAUGGGUGUCAACGACACAAGGAUCUCCUGGAUUACUGACUACUUGACAGGCAGGCCACAGUUUGUCCGUCUGGGCAGUGUCCUGUCUGAUGUGGUGGUCAGUGAUACAGGAGCUCCACAGGGAACUGUGCUCUCUCCCUUCCUCUUCACCGUAUACACCACUGACUUUCAGUACAAUUCUGAGUCAUGUCACCUGCAGAAGUUUUCUGAUGACUCAGCUGUUGUAGGGUGUAUAAGAGAGGGAGAGGAGGGGGAGUACAGGACACUGGUGGACAACUUUGUGGAGUGGUCCGAACAGAACCACCUGAGGCUGAAUGUCAACAAGACCAGAGAGAUGGUGAUUGACUUCAGGAGAGAGAAGAGGUCUUCACAGCCACUACGGAUUAGGGGGGAGGUGGUGGAGGAGGUGGAGGACUACAGAUAUUUGGGAGUGAUAAUUGACAAUAGACUGGACUGGAGGUCUAACUCUGAGGCUGUGUACAAGAAGGGGAUGAGCAGACUCUAUUUCUUGAGGAAGCUGAGAUCCUUCAAUGUGUGCAGCAAGAUGUUGGAGAUCUUUUACCAGUCUGUUGUUGCCAGCACCAUUUUCUUUGCUGCUGUGUGUUGGGGCAGCAGCAUUAGAGCCAGCGACACCAACAGACUUGAUAAAAUCAUCAGGAGGGCUGGCUCUGUACUUGGACUCAGGCUGGAGUCUUUUGAGACUGUGGUGGAGAGGAGAACGCUGAAUAAACUCUUAUCCAUCAUUGACAAUGAUCAGCACCCUCUCCACCACACAGUGGGGGACCACCGCCGGGCCGGAGGCACGGUUGAGGUUCAGGAGGCCGGCCUACGAUCCGGCAACGGAGCAGAGUCUUAUGUGGCCGGCAGCGGGGUCGAAGGCGACGCUGACACUCUGGGGGUCUGCCACGGGGUCGGCGGUGAAGAUGACGCUCUGGGGGUCCGCCACGGGGUCGGCGGUGAAGAUGACGCUCUGGGGGUCCGCCACAGGGCCGGAGGUGAAGCUGACGCUCUGGAGGUCUGCCGCGGGGCCGAAGGCGAAGAACCUUCUCAGGAGGAAGACGCCCAAACUUCAGCAGGUACCCCCACGGGGUACCCCGUCCCCUCCUCGGCAGCUCAGACUCUGUAG